AUGCUGUCAGAGUGGAAAAAGGGAAGGUUUAAACAACAUGCUUGUGGGAAGCCUCUUCCGGGCCUGACCAAACAGGAUGACUGCUGUGGAAGUGUGGGUGCCUCAUGGGGCCUGAACAAGUGCACAGAGUGUCCAACCAAACCAGCGUAUGCAGUGAUUGCGAACGGGCAAGUGGAAUGCCCCAAGGGUUACAAAAGGAUGAACAUGACUCAUUGUCAAGACAUCAACGAGUGUCUGAUGAAUGGGAUCUGUAAGAACGCUGAGUGUCUGAAUACCAGAGGAAGCUACAGAUGCACCUGUAAACCAGGCUACAUGCUGGACCCUGCUAGGAGCCACUGUGUCUCGGACAAGGCUGUGUCGGACCAGAGGGGGAUGUGUUACCGCUCAGCGUCAGUGGGGACCUGCUCUCUGCCUCUCGCUCAGCACAUUACCAAACAGAUCUGCUGCUGCAGCCGUGUGGGCAAGGCCUGGGGCACGGCCUGCGAGAGGUGCCCUCUGCCAGACACAGACCAUUUCAAGGAGAUCUGUCCCGCUGGCCACGGCUACACAUACUCGCGCUCCGACGUGCAGAUCUCCCUGAGACAGCUGGAGGAAGAGGAGCUGAGGAGGACUGGCGUUUCCUGGGAGGCCCAAAACCCUAGCCACCCCCAACUGCCCCAGCAGCCAGCUCAGCCCCCACAGCAGCUGCCCCACGUCCCACAGACCCCACAGAUCCCACAGUACCCCUACCACCGCCAACCACAUCAACCACAGCAUCCACAACACCCCCACCAACCACAACACCCACAGGAGAUACCCCACCACCCCCAGACCCCACAGUACCCUCAUCAAUCCCACAAACCCCACCAUCCACAGCACCCCCAAGAGCUCCCCCAGACGCCCCAGAUCCCCCAGUACCCUCACACCCCCCAACAACCACAACACCCUCUCCAUCCAGACCCAGACAACCAGCAUCCAGCUGGGGAGACCCCCAGCCAGCCUCAAGAUGUGGAAAUAUUGAACCCGCGUCCUGUUGCGACUGACUCCCCAUUGAAGUACCCAGAUGUGGUAGAGAAAGUGACUCCUGACUCUCCCAUCAACCUGGGGCCUGAAUCUGAGGGCAAGGACACAGCCUCCAUCAAUGUGGCCACUCAGGUCACAGAUAUUGACAAGUGCUCCAUCACUCCAACCAUAUGUGGCCAUGGGCUGUGCGUGCCAGUGCAGACAGGCUACACCUGCUACUGUGACCCCGGCUACAAGCUGAGUGCACUCCAGACCAACUGCAUCGAUGUAAAUGAGUGUGAGGGGGACCCUUGUGGAGGGAAGGGCCGAUGUGUGAACACCUUUGGCUCCUACACCUGCCAAUGCUACAGCGGCUACAGCCAGGUCAUCACCCAGAACAGGAAGUUCUGCCAGGAUAUAAAUGAGUGUGACAUGGCCAACAAGUGCCAGGAUGGUGACUGUGUCAACACGGAGGGAUCUUACACCUGUGAAUGCAAGAGUGGCUACGCCAAGUCCAGGAAAGGGCAGUGUGAAGACGUAGAUGAGUGCCAGGGCCCCAGCUCGUGCCCCAGUGGAAGGUGUGUCAACACCCCAGGCUCCUUCCAGUGCCAGGCCUGUGGCCCCGGGUUCAGGGCUGCCAGCGGGAGAUGUCUGGAUGUCAACGAGUGUUUGGACCAAUCGGUGUGCGCCCAUGGUAGGUGUGUCAACUCCGAGGGCUCCUACAGCUGCAGCUGUUACCAAGGAUACCAGGCCUCUCUGGACAACAGCAGUUGCCAAGAUGUGGAUGAGUGUCUGCUCCCUGGAGCCUGCCUCCAUGGCAGGUGUGUCAAUCUGGAUGGCUCCCACAGGUGCAGCUGUAACCCUGGUUACCAAAGCGCUCCUGACGGCAGGGCCUGUGAAGAUGUUGACGAAUGUGCUACACCUGUGUGCCCCGCGGGAAUUUGCACCAAUUCCGAAGGUUCCUACUCAUGCAAGAACUGCCGACCUGGAUUCCAGCGAUCAGCGGAUGGACAGAGAUGUGAAGAUGUGGAUGAGUGCUCCAAGGCAGACAUGUGUCUGGGAGGGGUGUGUGCCAACACAGAGGGCUCCUUCACCUGCACCCGCUGUAAAGACGGAUACAGGGUGUCCCAGGACAGGCAGAGGUGUGAGGAUAUUGAUGAGUGCCAGUCUGGGUCUGUGUGUGCUAACGGGAUCUGUCUGAACUCUGAGGGCUCCUUCUCCUGCAUCACCUGUCCCUCAGGCUACAGCGUCUCCCUAGACGGAGAGCUGUGUGAAGAUAUUGAUGAGUGUGAGCUGCCCACUACGUGCCCCAGGGGAACAUGCACCAACACUGAGGGUUCCUUCACCUGCACCACCUGUGGGUCAGGCUAUAGAGUGACUGAGGAUGGGCUGGAGUGUGAUGAUGUGGAUGAGUGCUUGGUGGCUAACGUGUGCCCAGGCCAGCUGUGUAGGAACAGUCCUGGAUCCUUCUCCUGCAGCAGCUGUGGGACUGGCUUUACCCUGUCUGAGGACGGCUCCCACUGCCAGGACAUAAAUGAGUGCCUGUCCCCAGGAGUUUGUCCCAUGGGCGUUUGCAGCAACACAGAGGGCUCCUACUCCUGUAUGACCUGUGACCUUGGCUUCACGCUGGCGCCCAAUGGGCUCACCUGUGAAGACAUCAACGAGUGUGAGGACCACGGUCUGUGUCUGGCAGGACAGUGUACCAACAACCCUGGUUCAUACAGCUGCUCCUGUCCCCCGGGCCUGGAGAUGGUGGACGGGACAUCUUGCAGAGAUGUGGAUGAGUGUCAGUCUGGGGGGAUCUGUGGAGAUGGGGACUGUCUAAACACAGAGGGUUCCUACCUCUGCAUCUGCCCUGAUGGAUACACCACAGGCACCACAGAUGGAAUUGGCUGCCAAGAUGUUGAUGAGUGCAGCAAGGAUGGCGUGUGCUCCCAUGGUCAGUGUCUAAACAUGGAUGGCUCCUACAUCUGCCUUUGUGAGACUGGCUUCAAGUACUCUGCAGACACAGCCGACUGUGAGGAUCAGAAUGAGUGUAAGGAGUUUGGUAGCUCAGUGUGUGGCACCUGGCGCUGUGAGAACACCAUUGGCUCAUACCGAUGCUUCAUGGGCUGCCAGCCUGGCCUGUACGGACAGGACAACCCAGACUGUGAUAUUGAUGAGUGUGUGAAUGAGACCAUCUGUGGGGACCAUGGCUUCUGUGAGAACACAGACGGCUCCUACCGUUGUCGUGUGACCAGGGCUCCAGCAACCCCCCUGGUGAUGCCGGGGCCCAUAGCUUGUGUGGUAAAAAUUUACUCCCCCAUCCCCGUCCUGUCCCGUGCAGACGUGAACGAGUGUGAGAUGAGCACGGCGCUGUGUGGAGAGGCCCUGUGUGAGAACGUGGACGGCAGCUUCCUGUGCAUCUGCCCCAGCGACAAUGAGGAAUUUGAUCCCAUCACCAGCCAAUGCCGCCCGCAGGGUGAAGAUGCUCCUCCUAAGCCAGCCUUGCCCACUGAGGAACAGAGGAAGGAGUGUUACUACAACCUGAACGAUGCUAACUUCUGUGACAAUGUGCUGUCUCGCAACACCACCAAGCAGGAGUGCUGCUGUACAGUGGGGGCCGGCUGGGGGGACGACUGUGAGAUCCACCCCUGCCCAGUCCCAGGGAGAGAGGAGUAUGACCAGUUGUGUCCACAUGGAAGUGGUCUUCUGCCCCAAGCUGUUUUCUCCCACAGCCUGGAACAGCAGAGUUUCAAAGAUGUGGACGAGUGUAAGAUGUUUGGGCCAGAUAUCUGUAAGAAUGGCCGUUGCUCUAACAACUUCUCCUCGUACUCCUGCUUCUGCCGUACAGGCUUCUACUACGACAACAUCCGGCUGGAGUGUGUGGAUUAUGACGAGUGCCUGACAGAGAAGGCGUGUGUGGAUGGGGUGUGUGUGAACACUGCCGGCUCUUUCGACUGUUUCUGCAGUCCCCCUCUGGUUCUGGACAGCACCCGCCGUCACUGCGUCAGCGUCAACACCACCGAGGAGACUCAUGAGCCUGAGGAGGACAUCCACCUGAACAUCUGCUGGCAGGGCCUGGUAGAUGAGCGUAUGUGUGCCCAGCCCCUCAUCGGCAGGAGGACCACUUACACAGAGUGCUGCUGUCUCUAUGGAGUGGCCUGGAGCGAACAGUGUGCCUUCUGCCCCAGGAGGGACUCUGAUGACUACGCAGCAGUGUGUAACCUGCCAAGGAGAGGGGGGUCUGACAGUCUACGAGAGAGGCCAGGCUAUGAGUACGGUCCUGGGGUUGAGGGUCCUGAGGGGCCCUAUGUCCCCCCCUACUGGGACAACUAUGGAGGAGGGCCCAUCACUGGGCCUGGGGGUACCUACUACAACCCAGAGGACACCCAGGGCAUCCCCCUGUUCACAGACAACACCAACGACUAUGGCUCCCGAGAGGGAGACAUAGAGCCGCCACUACGUGUCCCUGUCCACCGGCCAAGAGAGUUCCAGCCUCACCCUGUAGACUCAUACAAUGACCGCUUUGAUGGCUUCGAGGGCCUGCGAGCAGAGGAGUGUGGCAUCCUGAACGGCUGUGAGAAUGGCCGGUGUGUGCGCGUGAGGGAAGGUUACACCUGUGACUGCUUUGAUGGAUACGAGCUUGACCUCACCAAAAUGGCCUGCAUCGACAUAAACGAGUGUGAGGAUAUCAGUGACAGCGUGGCGCUGUGUAAGAACGGGGCCUGUACCAACACUGAGGGGUCGUACAAGUGCACCUGCCUGCCUGGCUUCCAGGCCUCUGCCAAGCCCCAUGAAUGCAUCCCAGAGGUCCCAGUGGCUGGCUUUAGAGAGAGAGUGGCAGGGAAAUGAGGGUGUGACUGUUGGAGCUUCUUCUCUCCUCCCUCCACCACCCCACGCCCUUACCCUCACCCCCCCGCCCUCUCACAGGGCCUGGCACUAAACCUCCAUCAAAAAACACUGAAACGUCCACGCUUGUCCCCUAAACACACACACACCAACACACAUACACACAUACUCUUAUUGACUCUUUCCUAAUUUCUCUCUCUCUACCACACACAUACUCAUUCACAUUUCCACAGGGGACCAGGAGCUAUCCAGUGAAUGUAUUCCAUGGGAUUAUCCUAUUUCUUAACAUUUAUAUUUUGCUUAAAGGGAUUUUCUGAGGAGUGACCUUGUAUUCAGUGAUCCCAGGCAGUUUGGUAUGCAUACAUACAUUUUUUCUGCAUUGUUUUUCUCCAUUUGUCUUUUUGGUUGAUUAUUUAUUUCAUGUACAUGACAAGGCUCUGUAAAGUAAGAGGGCAUAGGAUUUAUAUUGUCUUAUUUGUCAGACCAAUAUACUUUACUAACGAUGAGGGGAAACAGUGUGAAUAGUUGUUUAAGUUUGGUAACCUGGAGGAAGCUGAUUGUCGUAAGCAUGCCACAUGUUAUAUUCAUAUUAUAACAUAAUAAUCACAUUGCUAUACAGGGAAAGUUACUUUCAAACCACUUUUUACUAGUAUUUGGGAUGCUUCUGUUGUCAGCAAGGCCUUUAAAAGGACCAACCACCCCUUCCACUGGUCUUCUGUGUUUCUUAUAACAGUGCAAUCCUACAGUCCUCAUCCUCGAGACAAACAGGCUCCUCUGUUGGCAAGGUUGUCUCAAGAGCAAUAACUACGAUCAAACAAGGUCCAGACCAGAUUCAUAUGCUAUCACAAUGUUGCUUUGACCUGCUGCCAGUACAAAUAGAGGGAGAGAGAGAGAAUUGAAUAUGGGCUUGGAGAGGCUAUAAAUGUACAGUACGAGUCAAAAGUUUGGACACCUACUCAUUCCAGGGUUUUUCUUUAUUUUUUACUAUUUUCUACAUUGUA
This is a messenger RNA of Salvelinus sp. IW2-2015, 5813 nucleotides long. The record is from RefSeq and is a predicted model, not a curated record. Lineage: Eukaryota; Metazoa; Chordata; Actinopteri; Salmoniformes; Salmonidae.